Molecule: messenger RNA, 711 nt
Organism: Penicillium expansum
Lineage: Eukaryota; Fungi; Ascomycota; Eurotiomycetes; Eurotiales; Aspergillaceae
Product: Alcohol dehydrogenase superfamily, zinc-type
Exons: 2
Coding region: 1-711 (236 amino acids)
Biological process (GO): alcohol metabolic process
Molecular function (GO): zinc ion binding; alcohol dehydrogenase (NADP+) activity
Source: RefSeq, a predicted model, not a curated record
AUGGACCUGUCAUUUGAAGUCUACCGCGGUUCACCCAGUGGUCACGUUGUAUCGGACACUACGACUCGAAUCUUAGGACCCAAUGAGGUCUAUAUUGAAAUCACCCACUCAGGAAUAUGUGGAACGGAUGAGCAUUUUUUGAACUCAACCCAGGUCCUCGGCCAUGAAGGUAUUGGCGUCGUCAGACUUCUUGGCUCAAACGUGACCGCAGUCAAGGUUGGCGAGCGCGUUGGCUUUGGAUAUGUGCGCAAGGUCUGCGGUUGGGAUCAAUACUGCCGGAAUGCUAGGAUCUACGGUGAAUGUGACUUUGACGUCGGUACGUUUGGCCACGGCACCGUCUGGGAUGUGAGUUGUGUCUUUCCUAUUCCCAAUGGCUACUCAUCUGAAGACGCGGCGCCUCUCCUCUGUGCUGGGGCCACGGUCUGGAACUGCCUAAGUCAUUUUGGUGCUCGUCCAACAGACCGGGUCGGCAUCCUCGGUAUUGGGGGACUGGGCCAUUUGGCUAUCAAGAUUGCUGCCGAGAUGGGAUGUCAUGUCGUGGUCAUAUCCCGAACAGACGAUAAGAAAGAGGAUGCACUCCGAUAUGGUGCAGCGGAGUUUCAUGUUCUAGAUCAGGUUGAUCACUCUUCUUUUCGGCCUUUGAAGCAUUUGUUGCUCUGUGGAAGUCACUUGCUCAACCAAGCAUCGUUAGUACCCUCUACUAUGGUAUAG